Messenger RNA from Solenopsis invicta (red fire ant), 1431 nucleotides. RefSeq lists its product as uncharacterized. NCBI's taxonomy places the organism in Eukaryota, Metazoa, Arthropoda, Insecta, Hymenoptera, Formicidae. The transcript is spliced from 4 exons. Bases 2 to 1003 code for a protein of 333 amino acids. Gene Ontology annotation, molecular function: chitin binding. The record is from RefSeq and is a predicted model, not a curated record. Gene Ontology annotation, cellular component: extracellular region.
GAUGUAUUGGGUGUUCCUAGGAUUGCUCAGCACCGCUAUUGCGGCGCAGAAUUCUUACGAUUUAGAAACUAGAGCUGUUUCGUUUCCCGGAAAGCCAAGUAGCUUAGGACCACUUUAUUCGCCCGGGUUAAGUGCGGCCCAGGGAUUCCGUGAUAACAGUUACGAGGACAAUGCAGUGACACCCACGCCAUCGCCGACGCCAAUCUAUAGGACUUCUAAUCAACAACCGUUAUAUCGCAAGCCAACGUCAUCACCGAUAGAUCGCGAUUACACUCAAGCUAUUCGCGUUGGUCCUCCACCACGUGGCUCCUCUCGGGGCGGGCAGUCCCAGUUAGGUCCCAACGGACCUACUCAGGAGGAACUCGAAGAGGAGAAGGAAGAGCCCGAUCGUCUCAGCCUUCUUCUACCCCAAAGCAGAUUCGACUGCGUUAACAAGCAAACCGGUUACUACGCUGAUGAGGACCUCAACUGCGAGGUCUUCCAUUAUUGUCAAGACAACGCCAAGCACUCGUGGAUCUGUCCUGAGGGCUUCACUUUCCAUCAGGUACAUUUAAUCUGCAUGCCACCCAGCGGUGAUAUCAGCUGCCAGAAGAGCUCACAAUAUCAUUUCGUCAACGAGUAUUUGUAUAAGCCGCUGAAUCUUCAAGAAGCCGAGACCAAGCCCAAUGUAACUUUAAGAUACAGCGAGAGGUAUUACCCCUCGGACAUUUACACAGACGAGAGGGAGGUCGGCGAUUAUCAGAUCACUCCUACGCCCGCUCCGGUGCGUCGUCCUGCUCCACAGGUCCUUGUGAGUCCACAGCCAAGUUUGAAUAGCAUCCCUACGGCGGCUCGUCCUCAGCCCACAGGACUCCCGCAGUUUCGUUUCCCGGUGAAUCAGGUAUUUCGCAGCCCCGAAGAAGUCAACAUCCCCCUUCAGCACAGACGGCCGCAGCAGCAGCACCAAGUUCUCAGACGGUUUCCUCAAGUUCAAGUCCGACCUGAUGAAGACGACUACGAAUAGAUCCUUAGAUUCACGAAUUCUUCAGUUUACUCAAAUCAUUUCGUCCCUCUGAUUGUCUGUAAAUCCCGCAAAUCAAUGAUUUUUUUUUUAAAUAGGCAUCCUUCGAUUUACGCCUUCGGUACUUGCUUUGCGAAAUCAACUGAAAAUCGCAAUAUUUAACAUACCUGAAUAUUUUCGUUAAAUAAUUAGUGAAUUUUUGUACUGUUACAUUUUUAUAUAUAAGAAUUAUAAAUAAAAAAAGUAAAAAAAAAACUGCAAAGUUUAUAACGCAUACAAGACGUUAUUGAGAUUCGCUUGCGUAUAGCGAGAAACUUGUUUUCAUUAUAAGUUUUUUAUGUUGUAAAUUUUCAUUCUGUAAAAUUUGUCCAGUAAUGUGGGUAUCAAGAAGAAUUAGUGUUAAGAGACAAGAAUAAAUCUUGUUAAAUUAA